Molecule: messenger RNA, 1794 nt
Organism: Erigeron canadensis
Lineage: Eukaryota; Viridiplantae; Streptophyta; Magnoliopsida; Asterales; Asteraceae
Exons: 4
Coding region: 38-1348 (436 amino acids)
Source: RefSeq, a predicted model, not a curated record
UCACAAGAUUCAAUCAUUUUGUAUUCCAAAUUCAUCAAUGGAACCAGACAGAGAAGAAACCUUAAUUACAAUCACCAACGACAACAAUAAACAAUACAAUCCAAAGUCAAAGUCAAACUAUUGGAUAAUCGACACACUAGAAUCAACAAGAUUUUCAUGGAUCUUCAUUGAUCAAUCAAACCCAUAUAAAGCUAUUCUAUCAUGGGUCAUUUUUUUCAUAUUCACAAUUGGUGUACCCAUGUUGUCACAUAUUGUGUAUCAAUGUAACACUUGUGAUCACAGUCAUCAAAGACCAUUCGAUAUGAUCGUCCAGUUAUCAUUGUCGAUUUGUUCGACACUUUCUUUUAUUAAUUUGUCAGCUUUUGCUAAGAAAUAUGGGCUCAGGAAAUUCUUGUUUCUCGAUAAGAUGUCGGAUGUUAGCGUUAAAGUUCGUGAUGGGUAUUCUGAUCAGCUUCAUAGAUCAAUGAAGCUACUUUGUGCAUUUAUCGUGCCAUGUUUUCUAGCCGAUAGUGCCUACAAGAUAUGGUGGUUCAGUUCUGGUGGAUACCAAAUACCUUACAUUUCCAAUAUUUACCUUAGCCAUAUGUUAGCUUGCAUUCUGCUUUUGUCUUCUUGGUUAUACCGAACAUCACUCUUCUUUCUUGUUUGUGUUCUCUUCAAACUCACGUGUUCUUUACAAAUACUUCGGUUAGAGGAUUUUGCUAAAGUGUUUGAGAAACAAGCAGACGUGGGUUUAAUAUUGAUGGAACAUCUUGCUAUUAGAAGAACUCUUCGUAUUAUAAGUCACAGGUUUCGUGCAUUCAUUUUGUCAACUUUGAUCCUGGUUACAGCAAGUCAAUUUGCUUCUCUGCUUGUUACAACUGAGACGGGGUCACUUGUCAAUAUUUCUACUGCUGGAGAACUUGCGCUGUGCUCCUUGACACUAGUGAGUGGUCUAUGCAUAUGCCUACGUAGCGCUGCAAAAAUUACACACAAAGCUCAAUCUGUGACUAGUUUGGCAGCCAAAUGGCAUACGUGUGCCACCAUUGACUCAUUUGAUAAUGUUGGUCCCAUUGAAGAGACUCCCAUGGCUAAUCCCGACAGGGCUAAUCACCAAUUCAAUGCACAUAUUGAUUCAGAUAUGGAUGAAGGAGAUGAAGACGAAUUGGACAAUACAAAGAUGGUCCCAAUUUAUAGGGAUACAAUCUCGUACCAAAAGAGGCAAGCUUUAGUGAGUUAUUUUGAGAACAAUAGAGCAGGGAUCACUGUUUUCGGUUUCAUGCUGGAUAGAUCAUCACUGCACACGAUCUUUGCGAUUGAAAUGUCGCUCACACUUUGGUUGCUGAACAAAACAAUCGGUUUCUCAUGAAUGAUCAUUAUACCUUGUACGAAAUUAUUUUUCUUUUCAAGAUUUUGAUCAAGAAAGGUGAAGCAAAACCAAAUUGGCAACAGCUUCAAGAUCAGUAUGUUGUGUUUACUGAAGAUGUGUUAUAAGCUUGAUAGAGUUCAAUGUGUAAAAUUACCUCUGCAUCCGGAAUUGGUCACUAUGAUUGUACGAGGCUUCUGCUGUUAUCUGCUUGCCUUCUGCUUACAGUGCCAAGCCGGUCAAAGAACCAAAUGUAUCAUUGUGGAAUUAUGAUUUCAUUCUAUGGCAGCGUGGUCUAUUGCGGUAGCACUACUUGGCAUUCUUUAAAGGGUCGAGUAAUCUAAGGUGACAUUUGAAAACCAAUAUAUCUUGUAUACAGUUACAGGGCAUUUGUAUUCUUCAAUUUGUAUUUACAUGUUUUGUGUAUGUAUAGAUAUACAUACUUUGUA